Messenger RNA from Bathycoccus prasinos, 828 nucleotides. RefSeq lists its product with no specific name. Gene Ontology annotation, cellular component: nucleus. The transcript has a single exon. Bases 1 to 828 code for a protein of 275 amino acids. The record is from RefSeq and is a predicted model, not a curated record. Lineage: Eukaryota; Viridiplantae; Chlorophyta; Mamiellophyceae; Mamiellales; Bathycoccaceae.
AUGAAUUUAGCGCGCUUGAAAGCGCUCGGAAUCGACGUCGCGAGAGAGAAGUUAGACCUGGAAAACGCGAAGAAGAAGACAAAGACGAAGAAGCACAACAACGUGAGUAAAAAGAGAACGGAAUUUUCUUCUCCUUCUGAGCCGAGAGUGACGAGGAGACAACGAAUGAUGCAAAACGAAACGAGCGAGGAACGAGCGCAGAGAGAAGCGGCGGAAAAAGUGCAACGAGACGAACUGUUUGACGGAGAUGGAAAGCGGAAGAGAGCGAGCAAAACGACACACACGAAAACUCGAGGGAUGGAAUUUCCAAACGUCCGAGAGGAAUUCCCGAACUCUCUGGGCAUGUUUGGACCGUUCGCGAUGAAAACGCCAAAAACGAACGGACCGGUCACGGUCGUAGAGGUUGGCGAAGUAGUAAGCGGAGGGCGGCGACGGUUCGCGAGCGAGUUUUGGUCGCGGUCGGGAUGUUUGUAUCACCACCCGUAUUUAAUCGGGUAUAAAGCGGAGAAAGUAUUUCAAGGACGAGUGUAUGUGAUGGAAAUCGUAGACGGCGAGGAUAGGCCGAUGUUUCGAGUGACGGAUAAGGAAGCUCCCGGGAAGACGUUCGUCGGAGAAACGCCGACGGCGCCGUGGUACGAUUUGCUCAUCAGUAAACGGUUAGGGACAAGGAUUAGCGGGCCGCAGUUUUUCGGGUUUUCGGAGAGGACGACGAUGGCCGCGAUUGGGUUUCAACUGGAAAAAAGUGGAGAGAAGGAAAUGUUGAGACAGUGCUAUUCGAAAGGAUACGCGAUGGACGACGGCGAGGUUGAAGAAGAAGAAGAAAAUUAG